Colletotrichum fioriniae is the source of this 732-nucleotide messenger RNA. NCBI's taxonomy places the organism in Eukaryota, Fungi, Ascomycota, Sordariomycetes, Glomerellales, Glomerellaceae. The record is from RefSeq and is a predicted model, not a curated record.
AUGUCUUCUAGUCUUAGAGCAAUGGAACCUGCGCUUGAAUACACCAUCACGGGCUGCACCUUGGCCGACAGCGAUGAGCUGACCAAAAACAACAUCCCCGCCUUCUGGGCAGAUCCCCACUGGCAACUCGCCUGGCGCCAUCGGACGCUCGAGUACCACAUCACACAGAUAGCCAAGCGAACGCCGCGAAACCUCAUCAAUGACCCCGAUACGAAGCGACACCAAAAGGCCGUGGAUCCCACCACCGGGCGAAUAGUGGGAUAUGCCCGGUGGAUUCUACCCGCAUCCCACGCCAAGAGCAUCGGCGGGGCUCCGGCUUGGCCCGAUGCCGUGGUUCCGUCUGUCAGUGAAGAGGAGGAAGCGGAGAUCCGGCGCGUUGCCGCGACGGCUCAUUGGGACCCUAAAGAGGAGUCAGAUGAGCUGCUUAUCCCUAUCCGUGAGGCAGAGGAUGAGAUUCUCAGUAGGAAGGAUUACAUGCGACUGGACUACCUGGCGGUUCACCCGGACAACCAAGGCAAAGGCAUAGGCACUGCUCUGGUCAAAAGUGGCUUAUCAAGAGCCAAAGAUUUGGGCCUUGACGUCUUCAUACAUGCCAUGGAGGCCGGAGUGGAUCUUUACAAGCGCCUUGGCUUCGUAGUUGAGGCGGAAUUUCUCCAAGAUGAUACUAAAUAUGGCGGGGACGGGCAUGUUUACAGGGCUCUCAUGAUCUUGAAGCAAGACCAAUCACAAUGA